Molecule: messenger RNA, 735 nt
Organism: Dovyalis caffra
Lineage: Eukaryota; Viridiplantae; Streptophyta; Magnoliopsida; Malpighiales; Salicaceae
Source: the annotation of a GenBank genome assembly
AUGGUGGCGGCGUGGUAUAGAGAAGGUGAAAUGGCGUUGAGCGUUUUGAGUGCUUGUGCUGAUUUAAGGAACUUGAAGAUUUGUAUGCUGUCAUUGUUUUGCAUUGGACUGGAAGCUUGUAGGCUGUUUAAUUCGGUGGGAGAGAAGGAUUCUAUUGCUUGGACUGCCUUAUUAACUGGUUAUGUCAAAUUGAAGCAAUACAGAGCUGUUUUUGAACUUUUAAGCAAGUUUAUUGUCAAGGAAGCUGUAGUUCACGAUGCUUUGAUCCUUGUCAGUGUGCUUGGUCAUGUGCAUUCCAAAAUUGGGUUUGAAAUGGACAUGAAGAUGAUUAAAGUUGGACAUAACAUUGCGACCCAUGGGAGAAUUUUGCCAAUAAGCUCCUCCAGGAAGUUCAACUCUCAAUGUGUUCAAUUUAGUCAGUCCCAUCCUAGGAAGGCUGAAGCGGUCCUGAUUCUAGUUACAAAACUGAAUCAGUGCAUUGAAAACUUUGACCCAAAAAGGCAUGCUUUGGAGUAUGCAAUAGGGGCAGAAAUUGAAGCACUGAAUAAGGAUCAAGUAGAAGCUAGGGAAAUAUUGCUUCUUGUUCAAUUUGGUGAUGCUAGGAGCAAUCUUCAAGUAGGCCCAAGGAUUUCAGGUGUAAAGCGUCAACUGAAAUAUUCAGUCUUAAUUGGCCAUUUAAAGAGAGCAGAUUCUAUCCCUUGUAUAGCUUUGAUAUUAUACUCAUUCCUUAAUUAA